GUUGCAUUUUUUAUCGUAGAAACGCUAAAAUCUGCAAAAUUACAAGUUUUCUAUGGAUUUAGAGUAAUUUAACACCUUGUACUUAUUAAUUUUAAUUAUGUUUUGGAGUGGAAAUUAUAUUGUAGUAAGGGGUCUAAACUUUCUUCUCAAAGAAGAGAAUGCAUCACUAUCAUUGACUCAGGUGCUGGAGGCGGAUGAUAUUCUACAAGAAUGUAAAGCUGAUAACAAAAAUUUGAUGCAGUUCCUCACAAAGCCAGAGAUUCUGGCGGAACUGAUAACGCUGAUCACAGAGGAGCCCCCCAACAGUGUGGACCUGACGUCGCAGUACCGGCACGCGAGCAUAGCGUGCGAGGUGCUCACCAGCCACCUGUCCAUGCUCAGCGACCGGCUGUCGCUGGAUGUCACGCAGAUGAACCGGCUCUGUGAUUUCCUCAACAGGGAUCCACCACUAAAUCCGCUACUCGCCUCAUACUUCAGUAAAACAGUAGAAAUGCUGUUGGAACGCAGUCCAAAACAGGAUUGGUACCUGUACCACAUCGUGUGCCUGCGGGUGUUGGACUUCUUCAAGUCCAGGCGCGACUUCCUGCCCAACCUGCUGCGGCACAUAUCCACCUCGGCCAUCGCGGACACCUUCAAGUACUUCAUCAGACUCGACGAUCUCUUCAACAAAAUCAUCAUGGAGUGGUUAGACGAGCACCAGUUCCUCGAGUGCCUGAUCCACAUAGUCUGCGGGACGUACGUGCCAGAGGAAAUCGACCGGGGCGAGGAGAAGGGUGAGCGGGACGCCAGCGAGAAGACCGAGGUCUCCAACCACGCGGAGAACACGCAGCAGGAGGUAGACAGCAAUCGUGAUCAAGAAAUGGAUAAAAAACUCACUCCACUCAAUCUGCACAGCAGACAGACUCAGAAUAAUGAACAACUCAACAAUAUACAGCAGAAAAUUGCAGCAUGGGCCGUAAAGUCAUUGCAUGGGAGAUAUCGAACCUACCUUUGUGAGCCUCACGUCGACAAACAUAAAUCGAACGAAUGGCUAAGGAGAGGUGAACUAUUUCCUGAGACUGAAGGUUUCAUGCUUGCAAUACAAGAUGAAGUAAUACCAACCCGUAAUUACAGAAAACAUAUUAUACGAGACCCUAAUCAAUCUAAUGACACAUGCAGACAAUGCAACAGUGCAACUGAAACUAUUCAACAUAUAACCGGGUCUUGCAAAAAUAUUGCUCAAACUGAUUAUAAACACAGGCACGACCAAAUAGCUUCCAUAAUUCAUCAAGAACUAGCCCACAGAUAUCAGUUUAUACAAAGUAAACAGCCUUACUAUAAAUACAGACCCGAAACCGUUCUAGAAAAUCACAAUUGUAAACUAUACUGGGAUAGGACCAUUCUCACAGACAAGACAGUACACUUCAAUAGGCCAGAUAUCACAUUACAUGACAAAAACUCUAACACAGUAUAUCUUAUAGAUAUAGCUGUACCUAACACACACAACAUACAAUCUACCAUUUCAGAUAAAGUCUCAAAAUAUCAGGAUCUUGCAAUAGAGACUCGAAUAGCAACGGCACGGCUGGCUCGGAGCGGCCCCCGGGCGGGGGCCGGGGCCGGGGCCGGGGCGGGGGCGCGGGCGGCGGUGGCGGCGGCCAACGCGGCGGCGCUGCUGUGCGAGGUGGUGGUGUCGGGGUGCGCGGCGGAGGGGCGGUGCGGGCGGUCGCGGUGCGGCGCCGCGCUGGCGGCCAGGCUGCGCGGCGGCGGCAGGGUGCGGCUGCUGCUGCAGGCCAUGUUCACCAGCCCGCCGCCCGCCAGGGACAGGGCGCUCGUGCACGGCUGCAGGCUGCUGCUCGCGCUCCUGCACAGGGGGGGCGAGGACGAGGCGGCGUGCGAGGAGUCGCGGCGUGGAGUGGAGGCCGCGCUGGCGCCGCACCUGCCGCUGCUGCACCAGGCGCUGCUGCAGGAGCCGGCGGGGCCCCCGGGCGCGGCGCCCCCCGGGGCCCCGGGCGCGGGCCCCCCCGGGGCCCCGGGCGCGGGCCGGGCGCGGCCCGUGGGGCUGGCGCGCGUGCAGGCGGCGGCGCUGCUGGCGCACCUGGUGCUCUCCGACGUGGCCGACGUGCACACCGCCCUGCUCACGCUCGGCACGGCGGGCGUGCUGGUGGACAUGUUCUUCUCGUACCCACAAAACAACUUCCUGCACGCGCAGGUGUUCGCGCUGGUGGCCAACGCGCUCGCAAACGAGCCCUACAGAGACAGCUACAUGAAACAUCUCCUAGUUGAGUGUGAUCUGUUAAAUCGACUGAUGGAUUUGUUUGAAGAGAAGAAAACUGACGCGGAUCACGGUGUGUGGUGCCGCAGGGUGCGAGCCGCCAACACGGGGUACGCACUGCUGGCGCUGGAGAGGGUGGAGCGAGCCCUGCAGGCCGCCGGGCCCCGGGCGGAGGCCGAGCUGCUGCGGGAGCCCCGGGCGCUCCGCUGGCGGACCUUCCGCGACGAGCUGCUGCGGCCCCUGCUGCUGCAGCGAGACACGCCGCUCGGCGGAUGUCACCCGUCGGAAAAUAUAUACGAGGAAGACAACAUGGCCGACCCGCUGAUGGCCGGAUAUGACUACAACGACGUGAGCGCUGACGACCACGGCGGGGAUAUCAACGCCGAUAUGAAUGAGUACUGCGCGGACGUGUGCGUGGGGGGCGGCGACGAGGGAGCUGCGAGGGGGGCGGAGGCCGAGCUAGCCGACCACGAGAUGCAAAAUGCGAAGAACAGCUUCUUAAAAUUGGCGAGUGAACGUUUCGACGCCGACAUGUGGGAGGAGUCCCCCGACGGGGAGGGCGCGGAGGAGGCCGAGGAGGCCGAGGAGGCCGAGGAGGCGGAGGAGGAGCCCCCCGAGGACUGGCCGCUCGACGCCGCCGCCCGCCGCCGCCUGCAGGAGGUGCUCGGGGACGUCGCGCCGUGGGAGAGCGCCCCCGAGUCGGAGGGUGCGGAGGGUGCGGGUGGUGGGGGUGGUGCGGGGGAGGCGGGGGGGUGGGCGCGGUUCUCCCCGGCGGCGCCCCCGGCCCCCUGCGACCCCUACUGGCCGCCCGCCGCAGCACAGGAGAGCGCACAGGAGAAUAUAGAGAGUGGCGUGCACCGACUGCAGCUGGACGAGCAGCUGCAGCCACCGCAGCCGCUGGACGACGCCGGCACCGCCGAGCUGGCCAACCACCUCCUCACCGCCAUGAGCGGCAUGGCGCCAGACCUCGUCGCCAACAUCGUCAACGCCAACACGCCCGUCGAUUUCCCCACGGAAGUCGCAGACUCGAUCCGACUUCCCGGACCGAUCGGAGCCGGUGACAGUGCAGCCAGCGUUCCCGGCACGGCCGGCGACUUCCCCGAGUCCGUCGUCGAUCGGACCGGGACCGAUCAGGGGCUCCCGGUUCGAGUUCCGGUCGUCGGUAAUGUCGAAGCCAAUACUGCCGCUAAGGUUUCUAGCGGGAGUACGGAGACUACCGUAGCUGGCGGACUCGAGACUAAAGAGCCGAGCUCGAGUAGUGAACGCAGCAGCAGCGAAGUCCGCGAGGAGUCGAGCAGCGCAUACGACAGUCAGGCCGCAGGUGAGCAGACAAACGUUACCAGCGAGCAGGUGGACGUAAGUUCAAGUGAGAGCAACGAACAAACCGCGGCUGGUGAGAGCGACGGCGGCGAGAGAUGA
Achroia grisella is the source of this 3670-nucleotide messenger RNA. RefSeq names its product serine/threonine-protein phosphatase 6 regulatory subunit 3 (gene fmt). Gene Ontology annotation, molecular function: protein phosphatase binding; protein phosphatase regulator activity. Lineage: Eukaryota; Metazoa; Arthropoda; Insecta; Lepidoptera; Pyralidae. The record is from RefSeq and is a predicted model, not a curated record. Gene Ontology annotation, cellular component: cytosol; nucleus.